GCGCAAUCGUUCUCAGCUAUCAAAGCUCCCUAGGACCUCUUGCUCCGUUACUCCUCCUCCUCCUCCUCCUCCUCCUCCUCUGUCACGGCGGUUAUUGUCCCUACUAAUACACCCACCCCAUCCCGCCUGCCAUAAAGAUCCCGUCUCUCCGCCCGUCCGCCACCCCUCGUUCAUCCUCCCUCCUUUCAUCUCGCAUCAUUCCCGACGUACCCCGUAGUUUGGUAAUCCACCUCGAUCCUCUUCUGUCUGGCGGGAAUUCAGAUGUAAACACGUUAUCCAUGCCCCUCGAAAUCCGCCCGCCGCAACCGGUAGCAGGUUCGCACUCUGCCGGCCGUCCUCGCCAUCACCACCCGAAGCGAUGGGUAUGAGCUGGACCGCAUUCCUCCUGACCUACCUCUUUGGUGGCGUCACCUUGAUCCCCUUGCUCGUCGUCCUCGUACUCUUCCACGCCCACCUCACAUUUCCCGUUCGCGACAGCGAGAGCAGCUCGGGCCGUAAAGAUGACGAGAACGACCCCGGAAGCAUCGUGCAGCCGGGCGACGACACGACUGCCCUCCGAGAUGCCCAGAAGGAAGAGUCUAGGCAGCGCCUCCUCGCUGAGUCUGACGUAGCCGCCGGCUACUUCGCCGUCUGUCGUGAAUACGUCCCCAUGGGCAUCAAUGCCAAACCGAUCGAGCGUUCCACCCCCGUCGGGUCUACGACCGUCGCUGCACCGAGCCAGAGCGUCUAUCAAGCCAUGUACAAGAGCAUAUUCGACAGAAAGCAGAACCCGGAUCCUCUCGGUGACAACAACAAGGGCGGCAGCCAACGGCCCAAGAAGGCGGGGAAUGUGUUCUACGUCGUACUGAGGCACGGCUACUUGAUGUUAUUCGACGACGACGAGCAGCUCGAGGUGAGGCACGUCAUCUCCCUCGCUCAUCACGAUGUGAGCAUAUACUCUGGAGGCGAUCGCACACCCGAGGGCGAACUGUUCAUCAAACGGAAUGCCCUGUGCCUGAGCAGGAAGAUUGAUGGGAAAGAAUUAACCCCCGAUACCCAACUAUCGAAACCGUUCUACCUGUUCUCCGAGAACUGCUCUGCCAAAGAAGACUUCUAUUUCGCGUUACUCCGAAACCAGGGACAGGCCUUUUCUGGCCCGAAUUUGGCGCCGAAUCCCCAGCGGUUUGAUGUGAAGAACAUCAUAUCGUUGGUUCAGAAGCUGCAUUCGUCAGAGGAGCACCUGCACACUCGGUGGCUGAAUGCAUUCUUGGGAAGGAUAUUUCUCGGUAUCUACAAGACCAGGGACAUCGAGAACCUUAUAAGGGAGAAGAUCACGAAGAAGAUAUCCCGUGUUAAUCGACCGUCGUUCCUCUCGAGGGUAACACUCCAAAACGUCACCACCGGGGACGCGGCGCCUUAUUUUAUGAACCCCAGGCUUAAGGACUUCAGCGUUGAGGGGGAAUGUGGGAUGGAGGUUGACGUCAAAUAUACUGGGAACUUCAGGCUGGAGGUAGCUGCUACGGCGCGUAUCGACCUCGGUCCCCGGUUCAAGGUCCGGGAGGUCAACCUUGUCCUCGCUGUAGUGUUGAGGAAGCUCGAAGGACAUAUCGCUUUCAAGAUCAAGCCCCCGCCGAGUAACCGGAUAUGGUUCUCUUUCCAAUCCAUGCCCAAGAUGGAGAUGACUAUCGAGCCCAUCGUGAGCUCAAGGCAGAUUACUUACACGGUUAUCCUUCGACAGAUCGAGAACAGGAUCAAGGAGGUGGUGGCCGAAACCCUUGUAGCGCCAUUCUGGGACGAUGUUCCUUUCUUCAAUACCGAGCACAAGCAAUGGCGCGGGGGGAUAUUCGAGGGAGACGAUGCAGUUGAGCAUUCGCCCGAUCACGAAGCCAUCGCUGCUCAGCUCGGGAACAUAGACGAACUUAGUCAGAUCGAAGAGGCCAACACCGAUUCCCCUCCCGAGCUCACUUCACUGGAGAAGAGCCAUACCAUGCCUAUCACGGAAGCACCCCAGACAUCAGGAUUCUGGGCUAGGAGACUCAGUAUCAAGAAAAACUUACAAAGCGAACCCAAUUUAGGCGCUUCCGCAUCUACAACGACUCUCGAUUCGAAGAGCUCGCGAAGUUCCAUUUCGGACGUGCAGCGUCCCCUGCGCUCGGGAUCCCUCUCAGCUUCGGGUCCCUUUUCAAGUGCGGACCUUGCGCAUGCCGACGUUCUCGGGCCGGCGAGCCCCCUAGAUCGUGAUGGGGCUGCUGGCGCAACGGCAGGCGUUUCUUCGAGGUCGAAGAAUACUUCGCCCGCACAAACACCUGUAACUCCAUCCUCAAACCCAUUCUUAGAUGCGCCAUCCGUCAAUGGCUUCUCGAACUCAUCAACCGAAGCAAUCCCCGAAGUACAUGAGGAAGAUGAUGAUGCGUCGACGACACACGGGAGACGCCACACUACCUCUUCCGUAGGGAGCAACGAGAGCAAUGGCGUGCCGAGUUCACCCGCACUAUCUAGAACAGGAUCUGUUAAAAGCGGUACCGCUUCGAUAGGCAGAGGUUUCUUUUCCCGGAAAGAACCGCUCACACCGGCUCCUACGAAUGGUCCCCCCGAAAACAAGCGAAACACUCUGGCUGCCAUGUCCAACGCCGCUGCGACAGCAAAGCGAUGGGGUCUAAACGCGAUACAGCGACAGAGUGAUAGAAACGGCAACGGAAGAAAAGUACCUGAGCCUCUUGUAGACCUCAACCAGCCUAUGGGACGCGGCCAACCUCUCCCACCUCCUGGAACUCCGCUUCCCGGGCCAGCGCAAAAGAGCUCGCCAAUCCUCGUGCCGAAGCGGAAGCCGGUCGCCCCUCCUCCGCCGUCGCUCGCACGUCGGAGCACGGAGAAUCUCACCAACAAUAUCAAUAUGACGCAUAUCGAGCGGAGGCCGGUGCCAGCGCCCCCUUUGCCGAGGCGGAGACGGGUCUCGCAGAUCCAUUCCCACGAGAACAACGAGAUCGAGAACGUGCUCGUGGUCGCUGCGCCGGCCGACUCGGAGCCGAACAGUCCACUACCGGUGGACGAGUCAACGGCAACGACGUCUUCGUACAUACAGCCGUGGGUAGAAGACGCGGAGCUAAACGCGAGCAGCGAGGAGCUAAUAUCAACGGAAGCAGGAGGCAGCAGCCAGGGGAAGUAUCCGCCGGAGCUACCGCCGAGGGGGACGGAGGAAGGCGGUGGCAAUAGCAGUAGAAAUCACAUCAAUAGCGGCGCGUAUCAGCACGAGGAACAGUGGCGACAGCUGCAGCAACUCAAUGAGGAAGAGGGAAUACGGGGGGAAGCGGGAGAGUACGAGGAUGACGACGAAGACGGCUACACAAGCUGGGUAGAUAACCCGGGGAUCAGCCCCAGCGAAGACGACGGCAGCGGCAGCGGCAACGUCGUCAGGGUGGGACGGUAGGUACAAUACUGCCCAACUAUGACUGCCUCAACUGUUACCUCUGCUGUUGCUGCUGUUACCGCCGUUACAGUUGUGCUGCUACCACGGUAAUACGAAGAAGAGGGGGGGCGAACAUAGCUAGCCGCUGUGUGCCUACGCUACGCAGCCUUACGCUGACGCGGUGUACGAAUAUACGUAUACCUGGGUAGAUCCUCGAUGGGUUUCAAAUCGUAUAGAUUAGAGGUCGGGAACUUGGAUGCGGGUAACGGGGUUCUGGUCUAGGCUACGGGUACGCGGAUAAGGGGUGUUGGGCGUGUGCAUCGUUAUUAACGGAUAUGAAUACAUACAUAUGUAAGUGCUAGUCGUGUGCUGUGUCGUGUCGCGUCACGGUGCGAGGCGAUUUGAGCGAUAGAUGCGAUGAGUAGCUGAACCCAGCGCGUUUUCGUCCGUUUCGUUAGAGAGAGAAGAUUGAGACGCCGGUCUGGAUGCCGGGUGGUAGGCUGUAUGUAUAUGUAUUCUACUACAUGCCUGUUCGUACAGUUGUCAGAGACGACGGCACGCGGCUACACUAUAGAAUACUACAUACACCUACACGUACAUAUACGUUAGGCGCAUUCCUUACCGGAGGGCUAGGUAGCAUCACGAUGUCACACAGUGUGUGUAUUAGCGUAUACGGAGAACAUCUUGGGAGG
This is a messenger RNA of Durotheca rogersii, 4077 nucleotides long. RefSeq lists its product as uncharacterized. The record is from RefSeq and is a predicted model, not a curated record. The coding region runs from base 359 to 3406 and encodes 1015 amino acids. Gene Ontology annotation, biological process: phospholipid transport. NCBI's taxonomy places the organism in Eukaryota, Fungi, Ascomycota, Sordariomycetes, Xylariales, Xylariaceae. Gene Ontology annotation, molecular function: lipid binding. Gene Ontology annotation, cellular component: ERMES complex; endoplasmic reticulum. The transcript is spliced from 2 exons.